Molecule: messenger RNA, 2244 nt
Organism: Komagataella phaffii GS115
Lineage: Eukaryota; Fungi; Ascomycota; Pichiomycetes; Pichiales; Pichiaceae
Product: Ferric reductase and cupric reductase, reduces siderophore-bound iron and oxidized copper prior to u
Exons: 1
Coding region: 1-2244 (747 amino acids)
Biological process (GO): iron ion transport; copper ion import; intracellular iron ion homeostasis
Cellular component (GO): plasma membrane
Molecular function (GO): ferric-chelate reductase activity
Source: RefSeq, a predicted model, not a curated record
AUGCUAAUAACAAGUUUAUUGGUACUUAUUCUCUUCAACGUGUUGGCGACGGCCAAAAUAUUUGCCAAGCCAAGCUCGCUGAUGUUCUCCUGUCUCACUGCCUCUCAGGAGUUUCAGUAUGAUUUUGUGCCCCCUCCAGAUGUAAUCCCAUUCUGGUAUAUUGCAUGCAACUAUGAACCAGCACUGGGAUCCAUCGUUUUCUGUAUGGACUCAAAUGCUGAUAGUAUUUGUCCCUUCUCCAACAGUUUGGAAGUGCUGGCGCUAGGUUGUCAAACUCAAGGGGAUAGAACGCUAACACAAACAUAUUUGAUGGAAUCAGGAAAGAAUGCCACCAAAUACAUGAAGAAUCCUGCAUCCGAUCCUGAUUUCAAUUUCACUCAACUCACCACUCCCAUCAUGUUCAACAUGUCCGAAGUUGUCAACAAAAAGGAUGCAUACUACAACUUUUUCGACAAUUUGGAUGACUCUACAAAAUUCGGCGACUUCACAAUCAUAUACUGGGGUGUCCUUUUGAUCCUAAUUGGCCUUUUUAAUCAUAUUUCCGCCCACAACUAUUUGAAAUCGAUCUCGUUGAAUUCUAGGUUGAACCAAUGGAAAGCUUUAGUGGUCUUACCAACCCUCUCCUCAUAUCAUCUGAACCCUGCCAGGUUUAGAGGCAUUGCAUUUUUUGAAGCCCUCCUUCCACUCAGACAAGAAACAUUUGUUUUAAUAGCGUACAUUUUAUUGUGUGUCUAUUACACUACUAGUAAUUACAAGGUCAUCGCUAACAGCCCGUUAUUUGGUAGCCCUUACCGUCAAUACCUCAGAUUCAUUUCUGAUCGGACUGGGAUUUUUGCAUUCACCCAAUUGCCUUUGUUAAUUCUUUUUGGUGGACGAAACAACAUUCUAAUGACCAUUUCAGGUUUGCCUUUCAACACAUUCAUAAUUUUCCACAAGUGGAUUUCAAGAGUAAUGAUGCUUUGCGCAGUGGUACAUGCUCACCAAUUUGUAAUAUACUUGGAAGCUACAGGCACUUUUAGAAGAUCCCUUGGCGAACUUUACUUUCAAUUUGGUGAGCUAGCCUUGCUAUGUUGUCUUUUAAUUAUGGUUCAAAGUGUUUUCUAUUUCAGAAAAAGAUGCUAUGAAUUGUUUUUAGUCCUGCACAUUUUUUUGGCAUUUAUCUUUCUGGUCGGGUGCUACUUCCAUGUCUCCAAGAUUGGAUACUCCGAGUGGAUUCUUGCAACUCUUGGACUUUGGAUUUUGGAUAGAGUUUGGAGAUUUGUGAAUAUUUACCGUUAUGGCGUCCAAACCGCUCAGCUCACAGUUUUUCACCCCCAUUCAACUGAUUCCAAUAGAGAAGAUCCCACGGUUAAAGUCAGCAUUCCCAAACCUGCAACUUGGAAAAGCUACCCAGGCUGUUUUGUUUAUCUGUACUUCUUAGAUCCUCAUCUCAAAUUCUGGGAAUCUCAUCCAUUUACGAUUUACGACUCAACAGACCAAUUUGGUGAUCCCACUCCAAUGAUCAAUAUAUACAUAAAACCCAAAUGUGGGACAACCAAGGCUAUCUACGACCAAAUUAUGUCAAGAGAUAUAACUGGUGUUAAAGUGCUGGUUGAAGGUCCGUAUGGCCAUAGGGCACAUACAGAAAAUUAUGACCAACUACUACUAUUUGUUGGAGGCAAUGGUAUUCCAGGUCCUUUCAGCCAUGCUGCACGAUCAGUCUCUGCUUUGCCAUACAAAGACGUUGAAAGCUUUAAGAAAGUUGAACUAGUCUGGUCCAUUAAAACACUAUCUGCCCUUAAUUGGUUCUACGAUGAAUUGAUCCAGUUAAAAGAUACUAAUGUCUCGGUCACUGUAUAUGUGACCAGAGGCGACUUGUCCUUAGCAGACGAUGACAAUUCCUCAACAAGCAGUAAUAAUAAUAUAGAGCCAGAGAUCCUAACAGAGACGAGCCAUCUUUUGAAAGAUGAUACUAAUAAUAAAUCCAAGAAACGAGAGGUCUCUUCGAUAAUUACCAUUGCCGAAAAGUUUCAUAACUUGUCCAAGUUCGUUACCUUCAUUAGGGGACGACCCAAUUUUGAGAAGAAACUUGACCAAGUCAUAAACGAAUGCUCCCAAGCUUCCAAGAUCACUACUAUAGGGCUAGUCGCCUGUGGCCCAUCUUUGAUGUGUGAUAACAUUCGAAACUUAGUGGCCCACCGCUUGAGCAGAAAUGACACAGGAAAAUUUAGAAUAGACCUUCUAGAGGAGCUACAAGUUUGGUAG